Messenger RNA from Neopsephotus bourkii (Bourke's parrot), 1539 nucleotides. RefSeq names its product feather beta keratin-like. The record is from RefSeq and is a predicted model, not a curated record. NCBI's taxonomy places the organism in Eukaryota, Metazoa, Chordata, Aves, Psittaciformes, Psittacidae. Gene Ontology annotation, cellular component: intermediate filament. Gene Ontology annotation, molecular function: structural constituent of cytoskeleton. The transcript has 2 exons. Bases 113 to 436 code for a protein of 107 amino acids.
GGUGAUUCAUGCUUUGGGCAGUUUAAGGGCAAGUAUAAAAGUGCUCAGCAGCAGAUCUUGUAUAAUCAUUUCUCUUAUUUCUCUUGUGAAGUAGAUUAGCCACCCCUGAGCAAUGGUGCACUCUCUAAGCCCAUGCACUGAUGGCAGUGCUUCUCCAUGUGGGGUGGCUGUGCCACAGCCCGUUGCUGACAGCUGCAAUGAGCCCUGUGUCCGUCAGUGUCCUGACUCCAGGGUGGUGAUCUACCCUCCGCCGGUGGUUGUGACCUUCCCUGGACCCAUCCUCAGCACCUUCCCUCAGCAGAGUGUCGUGGGAUCUGCAGGAACCCCUGAAGUUGGAAGUGGAUUUAGUGCUGCCCGUACUCCUGGGACCUCCCUUGUUUAUGGUGGUGCCAGAUGGGGACGGGGAUACCCAAUUGGAAACUGCAGACCAUGCUAAACCUGCUGCUGCUGAAACACGAAUAUCCAGGACAUGUCAAACAGGAUGUAGAUAAUGUGGCUGAGCUCCAGGGCAUGGCAUUUAGGAAGGGCUGAGCCAUUUGGAGUUGCCAUUAAAUACAUCUGUAGAUGCUCAGAUCUUCUGAAAUAUCCAUUUACAUCCUUCUUGGAUUACUUCUGCUGUUUUUCUAAUACCUUCCUGUUUUUCUAAGUAAGUGCUCUGUUCUUGAUGCUAUGGGACUAUAUUGCUAAUUCCUUGGGGGCUAAUUCAUUGUGGCAACGUAAAGGGAACUGGUAUGUCAUUCAUUUUAGGUCCCUUUUUUCUGUGGCAAUUGAUGCAUAAAAGAGAGUCAUGGAGUCAACUAGUCUCUGAUGCUGUGCUAUAUGUGUCUUGCUCUGAUCAGGGCUGAGUAUCAACCCAGAGCUGCAAUAGGGAAGCACCACCAGUUAUUACAUGAAUCAUCUUGCAUCAAACCACAGGUUGCAGGCAAUUUGUAAUCUGUACUAUAUAAUCCUACCUCUGUAUGAUCUGCUUCUUUCAUUAAACAUGACAUUGCAACAUGUUACUGGCCUUGACGUGUGUGUGCCUGUCUAUGUGUGUUACCCUCUGCUCCUCCUAAUUCAGGUGUCUUUGUCCUGCUGCACCAAACUGAUGCCAUCAGUCUGCUUCAGGACAGUGAUACUCUUGAGAGAUUUGGCUGUGGGUUGUGUGUACAGCUCCUUCCCACAACAAGCUCCAUGCUGUAGCUGUCCCUUCAUGAAAUUGCUGCCCAAAUCUUUGCUUUCAUUGCUCCAGGUCCUCCUCAAUAUUGGCUUUUCUGUAACAGUGCAUGUUUCCUGGUGUCCUCAGGCUCAACCUUCCUGUCUAGGUGGUGACACAAUGCAUAAGAGCAGAGGUGUGUGGUAUUAACAAGAAUAAUGUGAAACCACAUGUUAGGUAGAAGUAGCUGGUUUUGAGUGUGUAAGUUGAAUUUCUGGCUUUAUUGCUCUGCUCAAGGUUCUACAACAAUGUAAGCUAUGCAUAUGAAAAUGGAAUGUGAUGUUCAUUCAUGUAAUUUCCAGUUUCUUCAGGAAUACAUCAAUAGUAAACAUUCCACAAGCUUC